Messenger RNA from Lodderomyces pseudojiufengensis, 1062 nucleotides. RefSeq names its product Ras2p (gene RAS2). The coding region runs from base 1 to 1062 and encodes 353 amino acids. Gene Ontology annotation, molecular function: GTP binding; GTPase activity; GDP binding. NCBI's taxonomy places the organism in Eukaryota, Fungi, Ascomycota, Pichiomycetes, Serinales, Debaryomycetaceae. Gene Ontology annotation, biological process: signal transduction. The record is from RefSeq and is a predicted model, not a curated record. Gene Ontology annotation, cellular component: plasma membrane. The transcript has a single exon.
AUGGAGAAUUAUCGAGAUAAUCUUCAUGUUUUAACAAAGAACUAUGAUGUAUGUGUAAUAGGAGCAACUAAUGUUGGAAAAACUUCAUUAAUUAAUAGAUACAUAUAUGGAAUAUUUGAUGAAAAUUUAAAAUUAGAUAAUGAAGAAAUUUAUAUAAAACAAGAUUAUGAUUUAAAAAAUAACAAAAUUAAACAAUCUAUCAUUUAUGAUUCUGAUUUUCAUGAAGAUAUGUAUUUAAAUUCCAAAAAGAUUUCAAUUUUAAAUGCUUCAAGAUUAAUGUUUUUAUAUUCAAUUGAUAAUUUAGAAAGUUUUGAAAUGAUUGAAGAAUUUUUAAAUUUUAUAAAAACUUUUUAUAAGGGUAAUAAUGAUGAAGAAGAAGUAAAAUUAAAAGAAGAUAAUUAUGGUGAAAAAAUUCCACCUUUUAUUUUAGUUGGUUCAAAAUCAGAUUUAGAAAGAGAAAGAGUUAUAGAAUAUGAACAAGGUGAAGAAAUGUGUAAAAAGUUAGGUGGUUUAGCAUUUUUUGAAACUUCUUCAAAAUUGAAUGUUGGUAUAAAUGAAUGUUUUAAUGAAAUAUUAAAUUUAAAUGAAAAUGAAAAUAAUAAAAAGCAUUCGGAUUUUAAAAGUAGUAAUGAAGAAGAAUUAACUAAUACUAUGAGAAAUACAGAUAGUAAUAGCAUUUCAAAUUAUGAAUCAUCAAUAAUAAACCCAAAUAAAUCAAAUAAAACCCCAUCAACAAGUCAAGAAAUUAAUUUAAAUGACGAUAACAAACAAGAAGCAAUGGCAACAACAACUAUACAACAACCAAGACCAAAAUUAACAUUAUCAAAUCCAUCAUUAGUUAGGUUAUCAACAACUUUACAAAAUUAUCAAAAACAUCUUUCUGAAACUUCUACUUUAGCUAAUUUUCCAAUACCAAAUUAUAUUGAUGAUAGUAUAAGUGAGAAGAAGAUAAGUAGUGGGAAAAUACGAUCAAAUCAAUACGAAAAUACUAUUGAAAAAUAUGGUAAAAGAACGAAACAAAAGGAAAGAACUAGUAAGAAAGGUUGUUGUAUUAUUACUUAA